Messenger RNA from Penicillium mononematosum, 1029 nucleotides. Its product is annotated as ketopantoate reductase family protein. Bases 1 to 1029 code for a protein of 342 amino acids. Gene Ontology annotation, molecular function: 2-dehydropantoate 2-reductase activity. Gene Ontology annotation, biological process: pantothenate biosynthetic process. Gene Ontology annotation, cellular component: cytoplasm. NCBI's taxonomy places the organism in Eukaryota, Fungi, Ascomycota, Eurotiomycetes, Eurotiales, Aspergillaceae. The transcript is spliced from 2 exons. The record is from RefSeq and is a predicted model, not a curated record.
AUGUCCCAUGAUACGCCAAAGCGCCGGGUGUUGGUGAUCGGAUCAGGUGGUGUGGGGACAAUGGUCAGCGUCGCCCUCGAAAGAUCUGGACAGGCGUCUGUCACUGCUGUUCUCCGAUCCAACUAUGAACAAGUUGUCCAGCACGGAUUCGAAAUCGAGUCCAUCGACCACGGAAAAUUAUCGUCCUGGAGACCAAGCGCAAUCCUCAAUGCUGUCCCCCUAGCAGAUCCCAACACCCCAUUCGACUAUGUGAUUGUCACGAUGAAGAACAUCCCCGAAGUGAACAACAUCCCCAAGAUCAUAGCACCAGCCAUAACCCCAGAGCAUACAACGAUCGUCCUAUUCCAAAACGGUCUGUAUAUCGAACCACCAAUAGUCGCAGCAUUCCCCACGAACGUGGUAUUAUCAGCGCCGACGUUCCUCGGCGCACACGAACACAACGGACACGUGGUACACGACGACCACGACUAUUUCCACAUUGGCGCAUUUCACAACCCAACCGUGGAUUCAGCAUUCGAGCGCGCCAAGCUCGAAGAGUUCGCGACAAUCUAUAACGGAAGCAAAGUCGUCGAUGCAAACGUCGUCGAUGAUAUCGUCUUCUAUCGCUGGCGGAAGGUGAUCUGGAAUGGGAUUUUCAAUCCCAUGUGCGCUAUCACUCAGCUUGACAGUGCUGCGGUGAGGCGAUUCGGCGGCGAGCAUAGUUUGAUUAGACCAGGUAUGGCGGAGAUGGCGGCCAUUGCUAAGGCGGAUGGAUAUGAUCUCGGGCCUGGUAUUGUGGAUGAGAUGAUCGAUGUUACUCCGAUCGAGUUGUCUUUCCGGCCUAGUAUGUUGGUGGACGUGGAUAAGGGGAAUCCUAUGGAGGUGGAGGUCAUUCUGGGAAAUGCUUUGCGCGUUGCGAGGGCGAAGGGUAUACAGACACCGGUCUUGGAUAACACUUACCGGUUUCUGAAGCUCACUCAGGCACGACUGCUGGCUGCAAGAGGGUUGAUUGUUGAGCCGAAGGAAGUGCCAAAAGUAGAUCUGAUAUAG